Messenger RNA from Adineta steineri, 534 nucleotides. Lineage: Eukaryota; Metazoa; Rotifera; Eurotatoria; Adinetida; Adinetidae. The record is from the annotation of a GenBank genome assembly.
GCAGCAAGAUGUGCAUUGAUUUGGAAUUUGGUUGCAUUAGUCGCAUUGGGUAAUCUAAUUGGAUUUGAUAUAAUAUUCAUCUUACAUCCAGAUAUAUGUCUAUUAACACCAACAUGUUCAACACAACCAAAAGUAGUAUCAUUAAUUGAUUUAUUACAAAAGGUUCCAGGAUUUAAAUAUUACACAACUCAUACUGCAAAAAAAUUAUUUCUUGAAAUUCAAGUUGUUUGCGUUGGUAUCGUUUUUCUCAUGUGUCUGAUGUAUAUUGUUGUUUACAUCGCUUGUCGAAUGAAUAUACGUACACGCGUUCAAGAUAGUUCAACAAUUGCUGCUAGUGCUCCUCCAUGUUCUGGAGCCCAUCAUGAAUUUCCUGUUGCUCAAGCAGCCCCAUUUUCUGAACGUCAUCAUCUAUAUCCUGUUCUUCAAGCACCACCACCAAUAUUUUCUGGACCCCAACAUGAAUUUCCUGCUGAUAAAACACCUCAAUUACCAUGGACAGUGCAAGCAGCAAAUGCUCCAUAUGCACCCUGUUAA